Messenger RNA from Dama dama (fallow deer), 7605 nucleotides. RefSeq lists its product as uncharacterized. The transcript is spliced from 6 exons. Lineage: Eukaryota; Metazoa; Chordata; Mammalia; Artiodactyla; Cervidae. The coding region runs from base 5782 to 6465 and encodes 227 amino acids. The record is from RefSeq and is a predicted model, not a curated record.
UGUGUGUGUGUGUGUGUUUAUGUAUAUAUCAUAUCAUUUUUAUCCAUUCAUCUGUGGAUGAACAUCUAGGUUGCUUCCAUGUCUUGGCUAUUGUAAAUAUUGCUGCUGUGAACAUUGGGGUGCAUGUAUCUUUUUGAAUUAGUUCUUGUAUUUCCAAAUAAAUGCCCAGGAGUGGGAUUGCUGGUUCAUAUGGUAACUUCUAGUUUCCUAGGGGACCUCCAUGCCUUCUGCAUAGUGACUGCACCAAUUUACAUUCCCAGCAACAGUGGAGGAGGAUCCUCUUGUCUCCACAUCCUCUCCAGUAAUUUAUUAUUUGUAGGCAUCUUGAUGAUGGUCAUUCUGACAGGUGUGGGAUGAUUCCUCACUGUAGUUUUGAUGUGUAUUUCUCUAAUAAUUAGGGAUGUUGAACUAUUUUCAUGUGCCUGUUCCAUCCAUAUCUUUUUUGGAGAAAUGUUUAUUUAGGCCAUCUGCCCUUUUUUUGGAUCAAGUUGUUUGUUUUUUGAUAUUGAGCUAGCCUUUUGUAUAUUUUGGAAAUUAAUUCCUUGUUACAUCAAUUGCAAAUAUUUUCCCCCAUUUCAUAUUUUGUCUUUUAGCUUGUUUAUGGCUUCCUUUCAUGGGUAAGAAAAAGACAAAGAAAUGCAAGAAGGCAAAAUGGUUGUCUGAGGAGGACUUACAAAUAGCUAUGAAAAGGACAGAAGCAAAAGGCACAGGAAAGAUAUUCCCAUUUGAAUGCAGAGUUCCAAAGAAUAGCAAGGAGAGAUAAGAAAGCCUUCCUCAGUGACCAAUGCAAAGAAAUAGAGGAAAACAAUAGAAUGGGAAAGACUAGAGAUCUCUUCAAGAAAAUUAGAGAUACCAAGGAAACAUUUCAUGCAAAGAUGGGCACAAUAAAGGACAGAAAUGGUAUGGACUUAACAGAAGCAGAAGAUGGUAAAAAGGUGGCAAGAAUACACAGAAGAAUUACACAAAAGAGAUCUUCAUGACCCAGAUAAUCACAAUGGUGUGAUCACUCACCUAGAGCCAGACAUCCUGGAAUGUGAAGUCAACUGGGCCUUAGGAAGCAUCACUAUGAACAAAGCUAGUGGAGGUGAUGGAAUACCAGCUGAGCUAUUUCAAAUCCUAAAAGGUGAUGCUGUGAAAGUGCUGCACUCAAUAUGCCAGCAAAUUUGGAAAACUCAGCAGUGGCCACAGGACCGGAAAAGGUCAGUUUUCAUUCCAAUCCAAAAGAAAGGCAAUGCUAAAGAAUGCUCAAACUACUGUACAAUUGCACUCAUCUCACAUGCUGGCAAAAUAUUGCUCAAAAUCCUCCAAGCCAGUCUUCAAUAGUACAUGAACCGUGACCUUCCAUAUGUUUGAGCUGGAUUUAGAAAAGGAAGAGGAACCAGAGAUCAAAUUGCCAACAUCUGUUGGAUCAUUGAAAACAUGAGAGUGUUCCAGAAAAACAUUUGCUUUAUUGACUAUGCCAAAGCCUUUGACUGUGUGGAUCACAACAAACUGUGGAAAAUUCUUAAAGUGACGAGAAUACCAGACCACCUGACCUGCCUCCUGAGAAAUCUGUGUGCAGGUCAGGAAGCAACAGUUGGAACUGGACAUGGAACAACAGACUAGUUCCAAAUCAGGAAAGGAGUACAUCAAGGCUUUAUAUUGUCACCCUGCUUAUUUAACUUACAUGCAGAGUACAUCAUGAGAAAUGCUGAACUGGAUGAAGCACAAGCUGGAAUAAAGAUUACUGGGAGAAAUAUCAAUAACCUCAGAUACGCAGAUGAUACCACCCUUAUGGCAGAAAGCAAAGAAGAACUAAAGAGCCUCUUGAAAGUGAAAGAGGAGAGAGAAAAAAUCAGCUUACAACUCAACAUUCAGAAAACUAAGAUCAUGGCAUCUGGUCCCAUCACUUCAUGCCAAGUAGAUGGGGAAACAAUGAGAGACUAUCUUUUUGGGCUCCAAGUCACAGCAUAUGGUGACUGCAGCCAUGAAAUUAAAAGACACUUGCUCCUUGGAAGAAAAGUUAUGACCAACCUAGACAGCAUAUUAAAGAGCAGAGACAUUACUUUGCCAACAAAGGUCCGUCUAGUCAAGGCUAUGUUUUUUCCAGUGGUCAUGUAUGGCUGUGAGAGCUGGACUAUAAAGAAAGUUGAGCGCCAAAGAAUUGAUGCUUUUGACCUGUGGUGUUGGAGAAGACUCUUGAGAGUCCCUUGGACUGCAAGGAGAUCCAACUAGUCAAUCCUAAAGGAGAUCAGUCCUGGGUGUUCAUUGGAAGGACUGAUGUUGAAGCUGAAACUCCACUACUUUGGCCACCUGAUGCGAAGAACUGACUCAUUUGAAAAGACCCUGAUGAUGGGAAUGAUUGAAGGCAGGAGGAGAAGGGGAUGACAGAGGAUGAGAUGGUUGGAUGGUAUCACUGACUCAAUGGACAUGAGUCUGAGUAAGCUCAGGGAGUUGGUGAUGGACAGGGAGGCCUGGUGUGCUGUAGUCCAUGGGGUCGUGAAGAGUUGGACAUGACUGAGCAACCGAGCUGAACUGAACUUGCUGUGCGUACGCUUUUGAGUUUAACUAGGUCCCAUUUGUUUGUUUUUUAUUUCCAUUUCUCUGGGACACAGGUUGAAAAAGAUACUGCUGCAGUUGAUGUCAGUGUUCAGCCUAUUUUUCCUCUAAGCGUUUUGUACUGUUCAGUUUCACAUUCAGGUUUUUAAUUCAGUUUGAGUUUAUUUUUGUGUGUUAGAGAAUGUUAUAAUUUCAUUUUUUUACAUGUAGCUGUCCAGUUUUCCCAGCACCAUUUAUUGAAGCAACUGUCUUUCCUCCAUUGUAUAGUCUUGUCUCUUUUGUCAUAGGUUAAUUGGCCAUAGGUUCGUGGGUUUAUUUCUGGUAUUUCUAGCUUGCUCCAUUGAUCUGUAUUUCUAUUUUUGUGCCAAUACCAUACUGUUUUGAUGACUAUGGCUUUGUGGUAUAGUCAGAAGCCAGGGCACAUGAUUCCUCCACCUCCACUUUUCUUUUUCAAGAUUGCUUUGGCUAUUUGGGGUCUUUUGUAUCUCCAUACAAAUCUUAAGAUUUAUUUUGUUCUACUUCUGUAAAAAAAUGCCAUUGGUAACUUGAAGGGGCUUGCAUUGAUUCUGUAGAUUGCCUUAUAGUCAUUUUGACUAUAUUGUUUCUUCCAAUCCAGGAACAUGGUUUGUCUCUUCACCUGUUUGUGUCACCUUUGAUUUCUUUAAUCAGCAUAUUUUUUUGUUGUUUAAUUGAAGUAUACUUGAUUUACAAUGUAUUAAUUUCUUGUGUACAGCAAAGUGAUUCAGUUAUACAUUCCUUCAGUGAUCCAUUAGUUAUUUAAUAGUGUAUUGUUUAGCCUCCCAUAUUGUGGUUUUUCCAGUUUUUUUCUUAUAGUUGAUUUCUAGCCUCAUGGUACUGUGGUUGGAAAAUAUGCUUGAUGUAAUUUCAGUUUUCUUAAAUUUAUUCAGGCUUAUUUUGUGGGCUAGCAUGUGGUCUAUCCUGGAGAAUGUUCCAUGUGCAUUUGAUGCUGUAAUGUUCUUUAUCUUUCUGGCUUACUUCACUCUGUAUAAGGGGCUCCAGUUUCAUCCAUCUCAUUAGGACUGGUUCAAAUGAAUUCUUUUUAAUGGCUGAGUAAUAUUCCAUGGUGUAUAUGUACCACAGCUUCCUUAUCCAUUCCAUGUGCAUUUGAAAAGAAUGUGUCUUCUACUGCUUUUGGAUGGAAUGCUCUAUGAAUACUGAUUUAAGUCCAUUUGUUCUAAUGUAUUUUUAAGGCCAGUGUUUCCUUAUUCCUUUUCUAUGUGGAUGAUCUUGUCUAUUGAUGUAAGUGGGGUGUUAAAGUCCUCUAAUAUUGUUAUGUUACUGUUGAUUUUUCUUUUUAUGUUUGUUAAUUCAUGUUUGCUAAAUCACUUCAGCUGUGUCUGACUCUUUGAGACUCUACGGACUGUAGCCUGCCAGGCUCCUCUGUCCAUGGAAUUCUCUGGAGUGGGUUGCCAUUUCCUUCUCCAGGGGAUCUUCCUGACCCAGGGAUCCAGCCUUCAUCUCUUACGUCUCCUGCAUUGGCAGGCAGGUUCUUUACCACUAGUGCCACCUGGAUUUGCCUUAUAAAUUGAGGUGCUGGAUGCAUAUGUAUUUGUUGUUGUUAUGUCUUCUGCUUGGAUUGAUCCCUUCAUCAUUAUGCAGUGUUGUUCUUUGUCUCUUGUAACAGUCUUUAUUUAAAGCCCAUUCAUCUGAUACAAAUAUUGCUAUUCCAGCUUUAUAAAAAAAUUUUUCCAUGAGUGGAAUACCUUUUUCCAUCCCCUCACUUUCAGUCUGUAUGUGUCUCUAAACCUGAGGUGAGCCUUUUCUAGGCAACAUAUGUACAGAUUGCACUUUUCUUAUCCAUUCAGCCAGUGUAUGUCCUUUAGCUGGCACAUUUAGUCUGUUUACAUUUAAAGUAAUGAUCAGUAUGUAUGUUCUUGCUGCCAUUUUGUUAACUGUUUUGGAUUUGUUUUUGUGGGUCUUUUUCCCCCUUCUUUUGUUUUCUGGUGAUUUGACUAUCUUUAGUGUUAUGCUUGAAUUCCUUUUUAUCUUUUAAAGAUUUUUGGUUUGUGAUUUCCAUGAGGCUUUUGUGUAGCAUCUAUAAACAAACAUGAUUGUUUUAAGUUGCUGAUCUCUUAAUUUCACCUGUGUUUUAAACACCCUGUGUUUGUACACUCCUUCCCUCAUGAUUACUGUUUUUGAUGUCAUAUUUUAUAUCAAAUUGUUUUGUGUACCCUUAACUGCUUAUUGCAGAUACAGAUGAUUGUACUACUUAUGUCUCUUAACCUCCCUACUAGUUUUGUGUGUGGGUGAUUAUCUACCUUUACUAUAUAUUUGCCUUUACCAGUGAGCUUUUUCCUCCUGUAAUUUUCUUGUUUUUCAUUUGGAAUCCUUCCUUCAACAUUUAUCAUAAAGUUGGUUUUGUGGUGGUAAAUUAUUUUAGCUUUUGUCUCUAAAGCUUUUGGUUUCUCCAUCAAAUCUAAAUGUGAACCUGACUGGGUAGAGUGUUCUUGGUUGUAGGCUUUUCCCUUUCAUCACUUUAAAUAUAUAGUGCCUCUCCCUCUCGCCUGCAGAGUUUCUGCUGAAAAGUCAGCUUAUGUCCUUAUGGGAGUUUCCUUGUAUGUUAUUUGUUGCUUUCCUCUUGCUGCUUUUAAUAUUCUCUCUUUAAUUUUUGUCAUUUUUGUCCUGAAGACUCCAGGGCUGCUACCCACCACUGGCAGGUGAAGCCAGGCCCUGGGGUUAGUCCCAGACUACUGGCAAGAGAGCUGGUUCCUAGAGUCUGGCUGCAGGGCCAGGGAUCCCAGAGCUUGUUUCAGAUCAGUGGUGGUGGUGGGGUGAUGGUGGUUCCUAACAACAGUUAGGAUAUGUUGGGUAUGAGGUCCUGAAGAUUGUGUUAGCCUGUUAGAGGGCUGGGCAGGGCCCAUCUGCUCCCACGGUAGGGUCUGGACUGAUGGGGGUGGGGAGCUGUGUCCCAGCCGUUAGUCGUUUGGCAUGAGGCAUCUCUGCACUGGCACCUACAGUUUGUUGGGUGAGGCCAGGUCUUAGUGCUUAUGAGCCAAGACGUCAGCUGCCAACACAGUGUUCAUCUGUUUGAAUGUUCCCCAACAUGUCUGCCUCCAGGGUCUAUGUCCUCAUGAUGAGCUGCAGCUAGGUGUCCCCUGCACCUCCACCCUGCCUCUCCAGGACGCUCACCAGGCCCAGCAGGCACACGCCGAACAGAGGUCCUGUGCGCAUGCAGAAGAGAGCCGCCACCAACAAGCCAACCCAACAGAAAAAGCCCCUAGAAUGCAACCUACCUUGCUGCCACCUCCACCUUGGACUUCCCAGACCUCCAGAACUGGGUUACGGCUGGAAAGUCUUGGUUGCACUUUCUGUCACCGGUGCAGAAAGAACGUCCCCAGGAGUGGCCAGUGGCCUCUCGCCCGUGACAAGGCCACACAAACAGAGCAGUCUUCCUCUUGGGCUGGGUGGAAAGCCUGCUCCGGGACUGCUCGGCGUGCAAGGCACCACGAGGACGGGAAGGAGGGAAGGCUUCUAAAUGAAUAUUCUAUGAGCCCUUAUGGUGCACAUCCCUGCAUACUUGCCUGGAAGAAGUCUACAGGGACCAAAGAAAAGUCAGAUGGAGGUUCCUACUGCAUUUCUGCCUUCUCUUUUGAGCACUGUCCCACCCCAUCUUCUCUCACUGAGAAAACAAGACCUGAGUUCAACAGCACAUCAAUGAGCCGGAUGUCUAUGGGUUACAACUACAGAAAUGAUGUUAGACAAAAAGAAAAGUUGAGCGAUUUUUUAUUCGAGUUCAAAAUGGUCAUAAAGCAGCAGAGACAACUCACGUCGACAAUGCAUCUGGCCCAGAAACUGCUAAUGAAUGUAGAGUGCAGUGGUUAUUCAAGAAGUUUUGCAAAGGAAAUGAGAGCUUUGAAGAUGAGCAGUGCCGUGGCUGACCAUCGGAAGUUAACAAUGACCAACUGAGAAGAUCACUGAAGCUGAUCCUCUUACAACUACAUGAAAAGUUGCGCAAGAACUCAACGUUGACCUUCUAUGGUUGUUUGGCAUUUGAAGCAAGCUGGCAAGGUGAAAAGGCUCACUACGCGGGUGCCUCGCAGCUGACUAAAAAUUAAAAAUUGUCAUUUUGAAGUGUCCUCUUAUUCUAUGCAACAACAAUGAACCAUUUCUCAGAUUGUGAUGUGUGACAGGUGAAUUUAUAUGACAACCAGCAAUGACCAGACAACUAGUGAUGACCAGCUCAGUGGUUGGACUGAAAAGAGGCUCCAAAGCACUUCCCAAAGCCAAACUUGCACCAAGAAAAGGUCAUGGUCACUGGUGCUCUGCUGCCCAUUUGAUCCACUGCAGCUUUCUGAAUCCUGGUGAAGCCAUUUUAUCUGAGAAGUAUGCUCAGCAAAUUGAUGAGACACACUGAAAACUGCAAUGCCUCAGCCAGCACUGCUCAACAGAAAGGCCCGUUCUGUUGUCUUCUCCAUAACGCCUCCCGAUUGCACGUUGCACAACCAACACUUCAAAAGUUGAAUGAAUUGGGCUACAAAGUUUUGCCUCAUUUGCCAUAUUCACCUGACCUCUCAUCAACUGACCUCCACAUCUUCAAGCAGCUUGACAAUUUUUUGCAGGGAAAAUGCUUCCACAAGCAGCAGGAUGCAGAAAAUGCUUUCCAAGAGUUUGGAAUCCUGAAGCAUGCUACAGGAAUAAACAAACAUUUCUUUUUGGCAAAAAUGUGUUGAUUGUAAUGGUUCCUAUUUUGACUAAUAAAGAUGUGUUGGAGCCUAGUUAUGAUGAUUUAAAAUUCAUGGCACGAAAUUUAAAAAUUGCGGUCCAAAACUGCAAUUACUUUUGUACCAACCUAACAGAUUCUUAGGAAUGAGAACAAGCUUAGAGAAGAUAAAGCGAAACAUUUUCUGAAGUGUGUUCCGCAGAACGCCAGGCCCGUGAGGAGCUCUCCUGGCAGGAGGCUCCCAUGGCCAAAUGACCUGGGAAAAACACAGGCACUCCACCCCCUCUGGUGUCUCAGCCUUCGGAGGGCUCUGCAGUGCCUCAGUAAAGGAACUAUGUUAAAUUCCCAUGCUUGCUUUUGUAGGGGGGCUUGAGCUUCCCUUCCAA